GUGGGAUGAGCCAGAGUGAUGAAGCAUCUGUAGCAGAGCCUACAGUAGUAGUUGCGACACCAGUUGCAGUUGCAGUAACAGCCCCAGCAACACAUCCACGGAAACCUCCGGCAUUGGUGAUCUCAACAAUAGCGUGUCCGACAAUAUACGAGCAAGCUCCCUCAAAGCCAGCUUCACCAACAAUGCCGCUCAGUCCAUAUGAAGGGAUUACCGCAGAUUUGAUGCAACGUAUUCAAUUGUUUUCCUCUCAAUUUGACCACGCCCGUCUAUCGCCGAACUAUGCGACAUCAGACCUUGGAUCGUCGGCACGGUCGAGCUUCUCCUCCACAACUUCGUCGUUCUUAACGUAUCGCGAUCGAAGUGUAGACUUUGACGAGGCUGGCAAAGAGUUGAUAUCGCCGUUUGAUUGUGACACUAACUGCUCUGGAACUCCCUACUCCCUGUCGACCAACUCGGGAAAUCACUUUUCGUUUGAAGCUCGCUCGGUGUCCUCGCUGGGCCACAGCACAGCCCACUUUAAUCAAUUGCUCGCGGCGGGUGCUGCAUAUGAACUAUCCAGAGAGCGUAGCAGGUCAGAAAGCGAUAUGCAACCCACGCAGGAGGAUGACGUGAGGCAUCUUAACACAUCGACUAUCUCGGUGCCGAUUUACGCUAAAAAACCGCUUCACAAGUUUGGCGGGGAGAUCAAGCGGAGUAGUAGUACGCCACCACCGACGUCUGAUGAGCGAGAGCAGGUGGAGCAGCGGUUGUUGUUGAGACCUUCGUCGGGAAUGGAAAUCAAGAAGGACUUGGAAACGACCAAUUCCUUUGUGAGCAGCUGGGCUCGAGAACAGAUUUUUGCCAUGCAGAAUGCAACCAUGUACAAUUUGUUAACCGCUCGUUCUGCAGAAGAUUGUUCAACUAUUUCGACACCAGGACCUUUGAAAGUUUUCCCCAGAAGCAAAGAUGACAUGACGUUCGCACCGAGAGAUGACUCAAGUCGUGCCAAGCAAAUGCAGUACCCAUGUACACUUUGUGGGCAGGCGUUUGCGGUACAUGAUCGAUUAGCUAAGCAUAUAGCGUCUCGACAUCGCCAGCGAAGUUGUACAUUAGAUGAUGCUUCUAAAGUCCACAAAUGCAACAUGUGCUCAAAAAGCUUCUCGAGAAGUGAUAUGCUGACAAGGCACAUGCGUCUUCACACGGGAGCAAAACCAUACAGUUGUCCGACAUGUAAUCAAGUAUUCUCUCGUUCUGACCAUUUAUCCACUCAUCUGAGAACACAUACAGGCGAAAAACCAUACGCGUGUCCAAUGUGUAAUUAUUCAGCGAGCCGCCGCGACAUGAUCUCCCGUCACAUGCGAACUCAUUCACUGACAGAUGACUCCAGUAUCUCAACUCCAAUAUCUCAAUUGUCAAUCCGAAGUGCAACUACUUCACCACUACCACCAAAGAUCGGGUCAACUGCAACCGUUGAAAUUGGUUCUGGAUUGUUGUCCGCAUUCAAACCAAUACUUUCCGCAUCAUCAUCAAAUCUUCUUUCCGUGUCUUCACCCUUCCAAUCACUUUCUCUCUCAACACCACCAUCUCCAUCGUUCGCACCUAUUGUACUCAAUCGGCAGUUAUCAUUUGAUGUUACGAUGCGCAAUACUACGUCUUGAUACCUGUAUCAGGUUCCUUCCGUUUUUUGCUCUAUGAACAAAAGUAAAUGAACAAAAAACUUUAAAUUUCAAUGACGGGUUUCGCCUCGAUUACUGUAAUUUUAUUAAUAUUAUAUAUAAAUAAAAAAUUUAAUA
Messenger RNA from Caenorhabditis elegans, 1772 nucleotides. RefSeq names its product C2H2-type domain-containing protein (gene klu-1). Gene Ontology annotation, cellular component: nucleus. Lineage: Eukaryota; Metazoa; Nematoda; Chromadorea; Rhabditida; Rhabditidae. The transcript has 9 exons. Bases 6 to 1637 code for a protein of 543 amino acids. The record is from RefSeq and is marked reviewed.